AUGGAGAGCUGCUCUUCAGCUUUGUCAAGGGCAUUCCUUCCAGGUGCCUCCCACCGCCGAAGGAGCCCCGCGGCGCUACCAAGGGGGUUCUACCGAAACCGGUUCUCUUCUCUCUUGUCGUUCACCGAGGAAUCCUACGCGCCUCCCGCCCUUUCCGACGUCGCAAGCACGAAGGAGACGAAGGGACGACCGUGGAGCUGGUUCCUUUGCGAUAUCCUGGGGGACGCCGUCGACAAUCACUUUACUCGUUUCCCGCUCCACCCGUCAGUCGAUCCCGCGCUGGUUCUAGUCGGAAACUUCGCCCCCGUGGACGAGCUGCCGCCCACCCCCUGUCGCAUCGUCAAAGGGAGCAUCCCCGGGUGCCUCCGCGGAGGCGCUUACAUCCGCAAUGGUCCCAAUCCAAGGCAGUAUCCCUUCGGUCCGUACCAUCUCUUCGACGGCGACGGAAUGCUCCACUCUCUCCUCCUUCCUCGAAAUGGCACCGACAGAUCCCACGCGGUUCUUUGCAGCCGUUACUGCAGAACCAGCGCCCCGGUGAUCUCCAAAACAUUCGGUCUUCGGGGUCUCGGUGGCGUCGCCAGGGUCGUUAUAGCAUUGAUUAAAAUUCUCGCCGGGCAGAUGGACCCGAUUGAGGGCAUGGGUCCGGCCAACACCAGCGUCUCCUUCUUCUGGGACAACAUCUUCGUGCUCGGCGAGACCGACCAACCCUUUACCGUCUACCUGUCGCCCGAGGACGGCGACCUGCUGUCGACAGAGCGGAGGGACCUCGGCGGGAAGCUGGUGAAAGGCGGGUCGGUCCACCAUAAGCAGGACCCGGUCACAGGCGAGCUCUUCGCCGUAAACUACAGCCUCGUCCCCCCUUUUCUUACCUACUACUGCUUCGACAGUAGCGGGAACGAGAAGUUGGAGGUGCCCAUCGCCUCCGUCCUGCAACCGUCCAUCUUCCACGACUUCGCCGUCACAAAACACUACGCCAUCUUCCCGGAGACGCAACUGGUGAUGGACCCACUGGGCAUGGCCUUUUGUGAUGGCUCCUUCAUCCGUUGCGACACAAGGAAGACCUCCAGGGUGGGAGUGUUGUCCCGAUACGCCGCGUCGGGAUCGGAAAUCACGUGGUUCGACGUUCCUGGGUUCAACCCGCUGCACAUAUGUAACGCAUGGGAGGAGGGCGACGACGGCGGAGUGGUAGUGCUGGUGGGUUCCAGCUCCGUCAACCUACAGCACUUUGUGGAGAGGAUGGAGCUUGUUGAUGGCCACAUUGAGAUGGUGCGGAUUGACCUCAAGACGAGUAUCGUCUCCCGGACUCUACUUUCUGUGAUGAGCCUCGGCUUCGGCGGGGUCAAUCCGACCUACCAGGGAAGGAAGAGCCGCUACGCCUACGCGGCCAUCGCUGGUUGCACCCCGAAGAUCCGGGGCGUCGCAAAGCUCGACCUGGAGCUGGCGGCGCAGAAGAGGGACUGCGUGGUGGUCAGGAGGGAGUUCGGACCAGGUUGCUACUGCGGGGAGCCAUUCUUCGUCCCCAAGGGGGAGGGGAAAGACCUUGACGAGGAUGACGGGUACCUGCUGACGUUCGUCCACGACGAGAACGAGGAGAAGUCGAAGUUCGUGGUGAUGGACGCCAAGUCGACGGAGCUGGAGGUGAUCGCGGAAGUAGAGCUUCCGCGGCGCGUUCCGUAUGGCUUUCAUGGGGUGUUCGUGAGCCAGAGCGAUCUCAAACGCCAACGGAGACACAAAGGGCUCGACUGA
Molecule: messenger RNA, 1746 nt
Organism: Spirodela intermedia
Lineage: Eukaryota; Viridiplantae; Streptophyta; Magnoliopsida; Alismatales; Araceae
Source: the annotation of a GenBank genome assembly